This is a messenger RNA of Chelonia mydas (Green sea turtle), 1001 nucleotides long. Its product is annotated as dynein light chain Tctex-type protein 2B-like. Gene Ontology annotation, biological process: microtubule-based movement. Gene Ontology annotation, cellular component: cytoplasm; cytoplasmic dynein complex. The transcript has 5 exons. Lineage: Eukaryota; Metazoa; Chordata; Testudines; Cheloniidae. The record is from RefSeq and is a predicted model, not a curated record. Gene Ontology annotation, molecular function: dynein intermediate chain binding. The coding region runs from base 300 to 1001 and encodes 233 amino acids.
CAGUCAUGUUAAGUAGAAGUGGCUUCAUUUUAUUUUAACUUAAUCUGGUCAGUGUUUAACGUGGCUGUCACAAGGAGAGCAAAGCACCUUGAACAGAGGCUACACCAAGGCCAUCUGCAGACUCUUGUAAAGCGGAUGUAAUCAGCUGAGGAUAAUCAAGACUUUGUGUUGCUUCUGAAAGAUUUGCUUCUCGUGCCGUGCCACAUUAGCCAGGGAAACGCAGAAGACAGCAAGCGUGUCAUCUGUCCCCCUCCUUCUAAGGGUGAAAUUCUCUGGUGCGGCAACAAAACAACACUCAGAUGAAUGCCAGGAAACCAAAAGACCCAAAGGCCUCAAAAGAAAGAGUGACAGGUGCUAAAAAAGUCACUUUCAAUGCAGCAGGAAGAGAAGAAAGGGCUGCCUCUAAAUCUAAGCCAUCCCCAGAUGCUCCUGCUGCUGGCGGUUACUCACCUUCCAAGCUUCAGAUGGGCGUAGAAACCACAAGAGCUUCAGAAGCCACAACUUCUGACCCAGCCACUGUCAGCCUGAGGGGCCUUCUAGCCGCCCAGAGACUCACUAAGGAAUUUAAGAACCGAGCCACUAUGAAAAACAAGUCAAGACUCCAGAUCUCUCGUCACAAGCCCAUCACCAUCAUCAGUGAGAAGAUUCCAGUCUCGUCUGCAAUACCGAAAGAGAAAUUCUCUUGUGGCAGAGCAGAAGAGCUGCUAAGGGAAUAUUUACCAACCAAACUCACCAACGUUACUUAUGAGCCUGCAAAAUGUGCCAGCCUCACUAUUGCUUUAAGUGAAGAAAUAAAACACUUGGUCAAGCAAGUCACUCCUCCUCGGUAUAAGUUAGUUGUCAACGUCACCAUUGGAAACAAAAGCAAAGAUGAGACUGUGGAUAUAGUGGUGACUAGCCAGUGUCUGUGGGACCCUCAUUCAGAUAAUUUCACAUCCUCCCAGUAUGUGAAUGAGACACUUUAUUGUGUUGUUUUGGUUCAUGCUGUUUAUUUCGAGUAA